This is a messenger RNA of Coccidioides posadasii C735 delta SOWgp, 2064 nucleotides long. RefSeq lists its product as uncharacterized. Gene Ontology annotation, molecular function: hydrolase activity, acting on carbon-nitrogen (but not peptide) bonds, in linear amidines. The record is from RefSeq and is a predicted model, not a curated record. Lineage: Eukaryota; Fungi; Ascomycota; Eurotiomycetes; Onygenales; Onygenaceae.
GAUAUUUUAAGUCUACUCUCUUGUCAAAAAUUUCCUCACUCGAAUGCCAUUCAAGUGAUGGAGCACUUUUCGCUGGGCAAUGGGUUGGGUUUUGCCGUGGAAACAACCGUUAUGCCGUGCACAUAACGGGGCGAGUUGCCCCUCAUAACUCCCCCAACAGUAUCCGAAGUGGCCCUCAAUCGUUCACAAUCAACCGAACCUACUCGUACGGAGUGCUGGCGCCAGGAGCAAAGCAUCCAGGCUUGCUCGAUGACAAGGGCGGCAUUAAUUCCAUGGUCUCAGUCUAUCGUGGUCUACGGCCAGAUUUAAACCUUCGGCUCAGGCGGCGCUUCUCUUCGCAGCCUUCACGCCGAACGGAGUCCCGUUCUCCAACGGGCUCGUAUCUCCUAUGGAGAAAACGCUUAAUGGACCCAAUCGUAUCAACUCUGGCGUUGUCGUCGUCUGCCGAGUGGGAAACUCAGUCACUUUAGUUACCCCGGAUGACUAUCGGCAUCGAAACCCCAGAGAAGGAUAAAUGCUGCCACAUUCCCCACAUAGUUCAACAUGUCGCUGUUAUCGAGGUCACUCUUCCAUACAUCUUUCUCGCGGAUACCCGUUACUCACUCCUUUCGUGUUGCCAAAUAUCACUUUACUUACUGCACUAGAAAGCCGGCUGCUAGUUAUAUUCGAUUGUAUUCUGUAACUUGUCCACGAGCCAUGUUGACGACCGAGCUAUCGAACGCUGACGUCGCGGCGUUGCGUGCCAACAAAGAAAGACUACAGAAGUAUAUCCAUAACAGUUGCCAAUGGGGAACUGGGAUAAGAUGGGGAGACAAACCGACGGAUACGGGGAUGGCGCGGCUUGCCUUAUCUCAGGAGGAUAAGCAAGUUCGAGACUGGUUCAAGGAAACGACCGAGGCACUUGGCUGCAAGGUUACUGUCGAUGCGAUGGGAAAUAUGUUUGCUGUUCGUCCAGGUCGCCGACAGGACGUUCCCCCAACGUUUGUUGGAAGCCAUUUGGAUACCCAACCAACGGGAGGAAGAUACGAUGGGAUUCUAGGAGUAUGUGCGGGUAUUGAGAUGUUAAAGGUGCUUGAAGAGAACGGCAUUGAGACUGAAGGCGGCGUCGGGGUUGUCAAUUGGACAAAUGAGGAGGGAGCUCGAUUUCCAAUGAGCAUGGUCUCUUCGGGGGUCUGGGCAGAAUGCAUUCCUCUAUCGGCAGCUCAUAAUCUCUUCGAAGUUCCUACUGUGGCCUCUCUUCCAUCGGCUGCAUCGUCUCCUGAAUCAAUGAAGUCUGCACUGGAGAAAAUCAAUUAUCUGGGUACUGUACCAUGCUCUUACAAUGCCACACCCAUGGCUGCCCAUUUUGAGCUACAUAUCGAGCAGGGCCCUCACUUGAUCACAUCUGGCCAGCGUGUUGGCGUAGUGACGGCAGUGCAGGCAUAUCGUUGGUAUCGGAUAAAUGUAACCGGCCGUGACUGUCAUACCGGAACAACGUCCUUCGAGCACCGUGCGGAUGCUCUGUAUGCCUCGGCGAAAAUGAUGGUACGUGCCCGAGAGAUCGCGCAAAAGCUUGGCUGCCUUGCUAGCGUUGGGAUUGUCGAGAUCAAACCCGGCAGCGUGAAUACCGUUCCUGGAUUCGUCAGCUUCAGUCUCGAUAUCCGUGGACCGGAAUCUGAAAAUGUAGACGUAUUGGAUAACGAGCUGAGGAAGGAGUUCGAUGGUAUUGCCGCGGAAGAGGGAAAGAACAUUGGAAAACCUUGCCGUGUUGAAUGGCAGUUGGAUUUUGAUAGCCCUGCGAUCAAAUUCCACCCCGACUGCAUCGAGUGUGUGACAGAAGCAACAAAGGCAGUGGUUUCCGACUCCCCAAAUCCGGAGUCGAUGUAUCGGACAAUUCGCAGUGGCGCCGGCCACGACAGCGUCUUUACGUCCAAAAGGGUACCGACUAGUAUGGUAUUUGUCCCUUGCAGAGAUGGAGUUAGCCACCAUCCAGAGGAGUUCUCCACUGCCGAGGAAUGUGUGGAUGGCGCGUCUGUCCUCUUGCAAGCAGUGGUGAGAUACGAUCGGAAGAGAUUCAGCAGCUAA